AUGACAUUAGAUCGAUUUUUGCUACUGUUUCUACUCUGGGUAUGCUUGCCACACUUCUGCUCUCCAGAGAUAAUGUUCAGAAGGACUCCUGUGCCUGAGCAACGAAUUUUAGGUCCACGCAUUCCUAGAAGUGAUGGCAAAAUUCUGCAUCGUCAAAAACGUGGUUGGAUGUGGAAUCAGUUUUUCUUGCUGGAAGAAUAUACAGGAUCUGAUUAUCAAUAUGUGGGAAAGCUUCAUUCAGACCAAGAUAAAGGAGACGGAUCACUCAAAUAUAUUUUAUCUGGAGAUGGAGCUGGUACUCUUUUUAUUAUUGACGAAAAAACAGGUGACAUUCAUGCCACAAGAAGAAUUGAUAGGGAAGAAAAGGCCUUUUAUACUCUACGUGCACAAGCUAUUAACAGAAGAACUCUGAGGCCAGUAGAACCAGAGUCUGAGUUUGUGAUCAAGAUCCAUGAUAUCAAUGACAAUGAGCCAACCUUCCCAGAGGAAAUUUAUACAGCUAGUGUUCCUGAAAUGUCUGUCGUAGGUACUUCUGUGGUGCAAGUCACAGCUACAGAUGCCGAUGACCCUUCCUACGGAAACAGCGCCAGAGUCAUUUACAGCAUACUCCAAGGGCAGCCGUAUUUCUCUGUGGAGCCCGAAACAGGUAUCAUCAGGACUGCUUUGCCAAACAUGAACAGAGAAAACAGGGAGCAAUAUCAAGUGGUUAUCCAGGCCAAGGACAUGGGCGGCCAGAUGGGAGGCUUAUCGGGGACUACCACCGUGAACAUCACACUGACAGAUGUCAAUGACAAUCCACCUCGCUUCCCCCAGAACACCAUCCAUCUUCGAGUACUUGAAUCCUCCCCAGUUGGCACAGCUGUUGGAAGUGUAAAAGCAACUGAUGCUGACACUGGAAAAAAUGCUGAAGUUGAAUACCGAAUUAUUGAUGGUGAUGGGACUGACAUGUUUGACAUCAUAACUGAGAAGGACACACAGGAAGGCAUCAUAACUGUGAAAAAGCCACUUGACUAUGAGAGCCGAAGACUUUACACUCUGAAGGUGGAAGCAGAAAAUACCCACGUGGAUCCACGAUUUUAUUACCUAGGACCGUUUAAAGAUACAACGAUUGUCAAAAUCUCUAUAGAAGAUGUGGACGAGCCUCCCGUUUUUAGCAGAUCCUCCUAUCUGUUUGAGGUUCAUGAAGAUAUUGAAGUGGGCACAAUCAUUGGGACUGUAAUGGCAAGGGACCCAGAUUCGACUUCCAGCGCCAUUAGAUUUUCCUUGGAUCGUCAUACUGACCUUGACAGGAUCUUCAAUAUACAUUCUGGAAAUGGAUCCCUUUAUAUAUCAAAGCCACUUGACCGUGAACUAUCUCAAUGGCACAAUCUUACCAUUAUAGCUGCUGAAAUCAACAAUCCCAAAGAGAUGACCCGUGUGGCUGUUUUUGUGAGAAUCUUGGAUGUUAAUGACAAUGCCCCACAAUUUGCUGUCUUCUAUGACACUUUUGUAUGUGAAAAUGCCAGACCAGGACAGGUGAGUAAUCCCAGGCUCAUACAGACUAUUAGUGCAGUAGACAAAGACGACCCUUUAGGUGGACAGAAAUUUUUCUUCAGUUUAGCUGCUGUCAAUCCAAACUUCACAGUACAGGACAAUGAAGAUAAUACUGCCAGAAUUUUAACCAGAAAAAAUGGAUUCAAUAGACAUGAAAUAAGCACCUAUCUCUUGCCGGUGGUGAUAUCAGACAAUGAUUACCCAAUUCAGAGCAGCACGGGCACGCUGACCAUCCGCGUGUGCGCAUGCGACGGCCAGGGCAACAUGCAGUCCUGCAGCGCCGAAGCCCUGCUGCUGCCCGCCGGCCUCAGCACCGGCGCCCUGAUCGCCAUCCUGCUCUGCAUCAUCAUCCUGCUGGUUAUAGUAGUACUGUUUGCAGCUCUGAAAAGACAGCGGAAAAAAGAACCUCUGAUCUUGUCUAAGGAAGACAUCAGAGACAACAUCGUGAGCUAUAACGACGAGGGGGGCGGAGAGGAGGACACCCAGGCCUUUGAUAUCGGCACCCUGAGGAACCCCGCGGCCAUCGAGGAAAAGAAGCUGCGGCGGGACAUCAUUCCGGAGACUUUAUUCAUACCCCGAAGGACUCCCACCGCGCCAGACAACACGGAUGUCCGGGAUUUCAUUAAUGAAAGGCUGAAAGAGCAUGACCUCGACCCCACCGCGCCUCCCUACGACUCACUUGCAACCUAUGCCUACGAAGGGAACGAUUCCGUGGCGGAAUCUCUGAGCUCGUUGGAAUCAGGGACCACGGAUGGAGACCAAAACUAUGAUUUCCUCCGGGAGUGGGGCCCUCGGUUCAAUAAGCUGGCGGAGAUGUAUGGUGGCGGGGAAAGCGACAAAGACUCCUAACCUAGGGUAUCUAUUCUGUUCAAAC
Messenger RNA from Eptesicus fuscus (big brown bat), 2407 nucleotides. RefSeq names its product cadherin-10. Bases 1 to 2382 code for a protein of 793 amino acids. The transcript has 11 exons. Lineage: Eukaryota; Metazoa; Chordata; Mammalia; Chiroptera; Vespertilionidae. The record is from RefSeq and is a predicted model, not a curated record. Gene Ontology annotation, biological process: calcium-dependent cell-cell adhesion; multicellular organism development; adherens junction organization. Gene Ontology annotation, cellular component: adherens junction; catenin complex; plasma membrane. Gene Ontology annotation, molecular function: calcium ion binding; cadherin binding.